AUGAUGCUGGAGAAGGACAAAGGCAAGGGUGAUGAGAUGAUGCUGGAGAAGGACAGAGGCAAAGAACUGAGAGAUGAGGAAAGAUAUGGUCUUUAUUUUGCCUUAGAAGUAAUCAGAAGAAGAGAUGGAGGUUUUACGAAAGAGGAUAAGCAACUCAUAGCAGAAAUGCUCAACACAAGUAUACGAACAGUCGAAAGGGUGUGGAACUUAGGCAAGAAUCAGAUUGCAGAAGGGAAACGAAGAGUUGAUGUUUCGAACCAAAAGAAGGGUCAUGUUGGCCCAUUUCAACUAAAGCGCUUCACGGUUACCCUUGAUGGUUACAUUGAGAAAAUUGACAAACAUGUGGCAUACCCAUCACAACUUGAUUUGCAGCUAUUCCACACUAACCCAGACAAAGAGGGCCUAAAAUAUGAUUUGUAUGGCGUUGUUAAGCAUUCUGGCUUGCCUAACUUUGGCCACUACAUGUGCACCAUUCGUUCUUCACCAACUAGUUGGCACUUGAUGAAUGACUCACUUGUUGAUUCAAUUACUGAGACAAGCGCACUAAACCAAGAAGCGUAUCUGCUCUUCUAUGUUAGGCAUGGCAUGUUUCCAUGGUUCUCAAGUUUAUUACAGGAAGCUAAUAGUGGUGUCCCUAGUGCUACCAAGAGGAUGUACCCUGUUAAUGACCAUAAUGUGUUUGCCUUUGAAAACUUGGUGAUCGAACAUCAAAUGAAUAUGAAGAAGCAAAAGGGUGCAGAUUUGUCUACAUCUUCCGAAAGCUCUUCCCUGGAUCAGAAUGCAUCACGGGUACCGACGGGCAUGGCGUCUGUAAAAAGAAAAUGUGGCCUCAAAAGAUUAGAUUCACCCAAUGUGGUGCUUUGUUGA
Molecule: messenger RNA, 867 nt
Organism: Lolium rigidum
Lineage: Eukaryota; Viridiplantae; Streptophyta; Magnoliopsida; Poales; Poaceae
Product: ubiquitin carboxyl-terminal hydrolase 36-like
Exons: 5
Coding region: 1-867 (288 amino acids)
Biological process (GO): protein deubiquitination
Cellular component (GO): cytosol; nucleus
Molecular function (GO): cysteine-type endopeptidase activity; cysteine-type deubiquitinase activity
Source: RefSeq, a predicted model, not a curated record